Molecule: messenger RNA, 1199 nt
Organism: Monopterus albus (swamp eel)
Lineage: Eukaryota; Metazoa; Chordata; Actinopteri; Synbranchiformes; Synbranchidae
Gene: hemk2
Product: HemK methyltransferase 2, ETF1 glutamine and histone H4 lysine
Exons: 7
Coding region: 282-938 (218 amino acids)
Cellular component (GO): eRF1 methyltransferase complex
Molecular function (GO): S-adenosylmethionine-dependent methyltransferase activity; protein methyltransferase activity
Source: RefSeq, a predicted model, not a curated record
UUACGAUGUUUGGCAAAUGCCAGAAAAAGAGGAAGAAGAAGGGGCUAGCAGCGGAAGUUCACGGGUUAGGUAACUCAUUUUUGAUUUUACGGCUUUUAUGAGGAAAAUGAGCGGUGCUGCGACACGCUGAAACUAACUGGGACGUGAAGCAGCACUGUGUAAAGGUAGGUUCGACAGAACUGACAAUACUUUGUUAUGAAAUCACGAGCUUGGGCCACGUGUAACGACAUUAGCGAAGCAGGGGGCUAACGAUUGAUAGAAACUAGGUGAAAGUGGUGAAUAUGUGUUCAAACUACCCCACACCUAUUUACUCUCACGCUGGAAGAGGGAACUUUGGGGAGGUUUACGAGCCGUCGGAGGAUUCGUUCCUUUUGAUAGAAGCGCUGGAGAAAGAUGCAGAGACGCUGCAGCGGAUGAGCCCAUCCGUGUGCCUGGAGGUUGGCAGUGGCUCUGGAGUGGUGUCUGCAUUUUUGGCGUCAGUGGUUGGACCUUCAGCUUUAUAUCUUUGCACUGAUGUGAAUCCUGCAGCCGCAGAGUGCACAGCCAUGACGGCUUCUUGUAAUAGUGUUUCACUGCAGCCUGUUAUCACAGACCUGGUGGAGUGCCUUCUACCCCAGCUGACCGGAAAAGUUGAAGUGCUGCUUUUUAACCCUCCCUAUGUAGUGACGCCUUCAGAAGAGGUUGGCAGCAGAGGCAUACAGGCUGCCUGGGCUGGUGGGAAGCGGGGACGAGAAGUAAUGGACAGAUUUCUGCCUGUGGUAUGCAAGUUACUGGCCAGUAAAGGAUUGUUUUACCUCAUUACCAUUGCAGAGAAUGAUCCAGCGGAGAUCAUCUGUUUAAUGGGCAAAUAUGGCUUCAGGGGAGAGUUGCGCUUGGCUGCAAGAGCUGGAAAUGAGCGACUCUCUGUCCUCCGCUUCCACAGGAACCAACAAGCAUGAACAUAUCAAGGUUUUCAAAGGGUCAAGAGAGCUCCAGUGCCUGAUGCAGACGUACACCCCCAAAACAUCAGCAACCCUACCACCAUGUUUGACUAUGGGAAUGAUGUUCCUCUCCUUGUAGGCAGUUUUUUCUGAUAUAUAUAAUUCAGCUUUGGCCUCAGACUGCAUAAUCUUGCUCCUUAGCAAACUCCAAACAUGCUACGUUAUGUUAAGUAAGCAAUGGAUUCCUGUGUGCUUUUCUUACUAAACGAUUGAGACUUG